AUGGCGACAGCCGUGCGAGCCGAGGCGGCGCAUUUCGACCCGUACCUCGUUGCGGAGUUCGAUCCUUAUGGAGGUGGCACCGACGAGGCUCCCGAGGAGGAGGAUGGCUGCAUUGAGAUCCCUGACGAGGACGAGGAGUGUGAAGAUGAGCUCGGUCAAGCAGAGGCUGAUGAUUCAGAUGCUGUAAAACGUUUCAAUGUAUGA
Molecule: messenger RNA, 204 nt
Organism: Symbiodinium natans
Lineage: Eukaryota; Dinophyceae; Suessiales; Symbiodiniaceae
Source: the annotation of a GenBank genome assembly